Molecule: messenger RNA, 1503 nt
Organism: Candida dubliniensis CD36
Lineage: Eukaryota; Fungi; Ascomycota; Pichiomycetes; Serinales; Debaryomycetaceae
Gene: SPR3
Product: septin
Exons: 1
Coding region: 1-1503 (500 amino acids)
Biological process (GO): cytoskeleton-dependent cytokinesis
Cellular component (GO): septin ring; septin complex; cytosol
Molecular function (GO): GTPase activity; molecular adaptor activity; GTP binding
Source: RefSeq, a predicted model, not a curated record
AUGAAAUCAAAAGUGAAAGAGUCUAGUGCCAGUCCAACAACUGCUAAUGGUAUCUCCACCCAGAAUAGUCCAUGUUUAAACACAUUUGUAGUUUCAACACCAGAGACACCACAUAAAUUCUCUAAUCCAAUCGAUAUUAUUUCAAAAAAAAGUUCCAUUAAAAGCUUUGGAAGUGUCAAAUUUAUUAAUACCCUGGAAAUAACAAGUCCCCUUUUGAAUACUGAUGACAAAUAUGUGAAUCGACAAUCCGACCAUUGUACUUCUGAAUUUGAAGACUCUAAGAAAGCAGGUUUGAGCUGUUUGCCAUACCAAUGUGAAAAAAGUUCGAAUCUAAUGGGCGGUAAAUUUUCGUUAAUGGUAGCUGGUGCAAGAGGUACUGGGAAAUCAAGUUUUGUGAAUUGUUUGUUUGGGAGUGAGUUGUUAGUUGACAGUUAUGAUACCACCAAUGAAGAGUUUCUUGAUGUAAAGAACUUUGAAUUAACUGAGAAUGGAUUCACGUUGAAUUUACAAGUAAUUGAAACUGUAAAUUAUGGUAAUUCCUUUGACACAGGGUUUAAACCGGAAUCGUUGUGUGCCUUUGUGGAUGAAAAAUUUAAGGCUUUCCUUUAUCAAAGUAAGCAGCCAAGAAGAGAAGGGUUAAUUGACUUGAGAGUGCAUUGCUGUGUUUAUUUUCUAUUCCAAACAGUCAACCCAAUAUCAGAUUUGGAUAUCCAGACAAUGAAGAGUUUAUCAACCAGAACAAACUUGAUCCCCGUGGUAGCCAAAGCAGACACAUUAACAGAAACUGAAUUACACAACUUUGAAAUCAUGGUCAGAACAACGUUGGCAAAGCAUGACAUAGAGACUUGUCAAUUUUUCUCUAAUAAAGAAUUACUACAAGAAAUUAGGUUGAAGAUUCCCUUUUCAAUUAUUUCUUCUUCUUUUUCUCCAUCAUUGGAUAAUAAUAACGGAAUAAUUGAAAGAAUUCGAAAGUAUCCUUGGUGCUUAUUAGAUAUAGAAAAUGAAUCUUAUUGUGAUUUCCAUUAUAUCAGAAAACUAUUAUUAGAAGAGAACAUGUUAGAGUUUGUAGCAUCAACUGAAGUUUACUACGAGCAAUUUAGGAGUAUUUUUCUAAGUGGUGAUUCAAUUGCGGUAUCAGCAGAUUAUUACAAAAACUACGAUUCAAAUCAAUCUAAGAAUUUGAAGGAUAAACUUGAUAGAAAAAAUUCUAACAUGAAAGAAAAUUUCAACUAUUAUCAAGAUCAACAUGAUAAACUUAAAGCAAAGAAAUUGUAUUUGAUCCAACAACAAAAAAAGCUACAAAACGAAAUACAUUCUUUGGCAAACGAACGAACGGAAUUGCAGGUUUUUGUUAAUAACUACGAGACAUCAAGUUUUGAAAGUCAAGAUUCUCAGAAUGCAAUUACUGGCAAUGGCUAUAAUUUAUUUUAUCAACAAAAUACAUUGGUAAAUUCUUUGAGUGUUGAAAUGUCAUCAUCGUCUGACACAGUUAUUUCUCAAUAG